This is a messenger RNA of Symbiodinium sp. CCMP2456, 1608 nucleotides long. Lineage: Eukaryota; Dinophyceae; Suessiales; Symbiodiniaceae. The record is from the annotation of a GenBank genome assembly.
AUGGCAGCAUCCCCGACCUUGUCGACUGUUCCCGAGCUCCGGUACGAGGAGAUGACUGGAGAAGAGUUGGCACAGGAAGUGGCCAACCUGAGUGGAAUGACUGUCGAAGAGGUGAAGAGUGAUGGAGUGCAAACCUCACUGGUUGCACUGCACCUGUCUGCAGGAAUCCCGGACAACCGGGAAGAUUUGAUCAGACUGGCAACUGGCGAGUCAUUUGUUCGCCCGACUGCCUUUACGAGAGUGCACCCCGAUCCGAAUGCAGCCGGAGUGCUUGUGGUGGAAGUCCCACUGGGCACGAAUGCAGAUGAGGUAAUGGUCGCUGAAGUCACAAAUGGACCUCAGCAGAUUGACGCAGCACUGGGGAUCAGGACUGGCCCGAAUGAGGCCACCGCCUCGGCAGCUGUUCCUGCCGCGAAUGCUGCGAAUGCCUCGGAGACUGCAACUGCCUCGAUUGGGAGAUCGUGGACGGCUCCCCCGAUUGACUCGACGCACCUGAUGAGCGAGAAAGUGUGGGACCACACACUGUCAAGGAAUGGCAAAGUGAAUCGGGAAGUGUGUCACGCACUGAACCUGAUGAAUCUCGGCACAGAUUUGAAGAAGAUUUGGAGACGACUGGAUGACUAUGUCACUGUCGACAACCGAGAUGUGAAGGACAAGAUCGAGAAUGAUGCGUGCGAAAUGGCCAACAGAAUGAUGGAGGCACAGGUCAGACUGGCCGAAGCUGUUUACAAGAGAGAGUGGAGUGAGGAAUGCCCCAUUAUCUCCCUCCACCUGACGAAUGUCUCCAACAAUGUCAACCAGUGUAUGCUGGAGACUGGCUGGUUCGCAAUGACCAAGGCGGAGAGAAUGAUUUGGUCCCACGUCUACGACUGGAUCCUACUGCCAUCGAGCAUUGGCCAGCACUACUUUGAGACUGGCGAGAUUGAUCUGAGCAGGUUUCCCUGCCACCAGUUGAAUGGCAGUUUCUGUGCACUGACGGCAAUGAGGAAGACUGUUCAAUGGUUCUGCCAGGGAGUGUUCGACGAGAAUGCCCCGUAUGAAAGAUUGGUCUUCUUGGCGCGCCGGAGAUCGACUGCCGAAGCCGCCAGAGAGUGGACUGGCGUUACCACUGGUGCAAAGAAAAUGAAACUGGCGAAUUAUUUUAAUCGCCAAUUCACUGGUCACAUCAGUACCCAGAAUGGCGUCCAUGUGGAGAAUGAGGAGAAGAAUGUUCCAAGCCGAUGGACCUGGACUGUCCCGAGUGAUGCGUCCAGAAUGAGCAUGGGCAUCAUCCGAAUGACAAUGGACGAUCCAAUGAGCUAUGCCCAGAGUGGCCACCAGCUCCUCUGUCUAUCUGAAAUGAUGGACUGGAAUCGACUGGCCACCCUUCCGCACAGAUUGGAGCAUGAUUGUUCCACCUGGGACGAAAUGUAUGGAGAGGAUGAUGGCGAAGACCCGAAUGUUUGGAAUGCCCCGGCCUCUUCCUCGACUGCGGCACCGAAGAAGACUGCGGGAACAACAUCGCAGGGAUCCUCGGCGACUGUCCUCGCACAGGUCGCGAAUGCUUUGAGCCCUGGAGCGGAAGUUGUUCUCCGCAUGAAUGCGAAUGCCAAGGCCGUCAAGAAGUGA